This is a messenger RNA of Lacerta agilis (Sand lizard), 2430 nucleotides long. RefSeq names its product zinc finger protein 420-like. The record is from RefSeq and is a predicted model, not a curated record. Gene Ontology annotation, biological process: regulation of transcription by RNA polymerase II. The transcript is spliced from 3 exons. Gene Ontology annotation, molecular function: DNA-binding transcription factor activity, RNA polymerase II-specific; RNA polymerase II cis-regulatory region sequence-specific DNA binding. NCBI's taxonomy places the organism in Eukaryota, Metazoa, Chordata, Lepidosauria, Squamata, Lacertidae. Bases 38 to 1687 code for a protein of 549 amino acids.
UGGAGAAGGCAGUCAGAAUUCUGGGGGGCUAUGUUCAAUGGGAAUAACGAAGAAACCAUAUAAAUACAUGGAGUGUGGAAAGAGAAAGAAGAAACAAUUAGAAAGUAUGGAGUGUGGAAAGAGCUUCACUGAUAGUGGAAAACUUAGAAUUCAUCAACGGACUCACACUGGGGGGGAACCAUUUGAAUGUAUGGAGUGUGGAAAGAGCUUCACUGAGAGUGGAACACUUAGAAAUCAUCAACGGACUCACACAGGGGAGAAACCAUUUGAAUGUAUGGAGUGUGGAAAGAGCUUCACUGAGAGUGGAACACUUAGAAAUCAUCAACGGACUCACACAGGGGAGAAACCAUUUAAAUGUAUGGAGUGUGGAAAGAGCUUCACUGAGAGUGGAACACUUAGAAAUCAUCAACGGACUCACACGGGGGAGAAACCAUUUAAAUGUAUGGAGUGUGGAAAGAGCUAUAGUCAGAGUGGACACCUUACAAUUCAUCAAAGGAUUCACACGGGUGAGAAACCAUUUGAAUGUAUGGAGUGUGGAAAGAGCUUCACUGAUAGUGGAAAACUUAGAAUUCAUCAACGGAGUCACACGGGGGAGAAACCAUUUCAAUGUAUGGAGUGUGGAAAGAGCUUCACUGAGAGUGGAACACUUAGAAUUCAUCAAAGGACUCACACGGGUGAAAAACCAUUUGAAUGUAUGGAGUGUGGAAAGAACUUCAGUCGGAAUGGAACACUUAGAAUUCAUCAACGGACUCACACAGGGGAGAAACCAUUUGAAUGUAUGGAGUGUGGAAAGAGCUUCACUGAGAGUGGAAAACUUAGAAUUCAUCAACGGACUCACACAGGGGAGAAACCAUUUAAAUGUAUGGAGUGUGGAAAGAGCUUCACUGAGAGUGGAAACCUUAGAAUUCAUGAACGGAGUCACACAGGGGAGAAACCAUUUAAAUGCAUUGAAUGUGGAAAGAGCUUCACUGAUAGUGGAAAACUUAGAAUUCAUGAACGGAGUCACACAGGGGAGAAACCAUUUAAAUGCAUGGAAUGUGGAAAGAGCUUCACUGAGAUCAGCCACCUUACUUCACAUAUGAGAACCCACACCGGGGAGAAACCAUAUAAAUGCUUGGAAUGUGGAAAGAGCUUCAGACAGGGUUCACACCUUACUUCACAUAAGAGAGCUCACACUGGUGAGAAGCCAUAUAAAUGCUUUGAGUGUGGGAAGAGCUUCAGUCAGAGUUCACACCUUACUGUGCAUGAGCGAAUCCAUACAGGGGAAAAACCAUAUACGUGUGUGACAUGUGGAAAGAGCUUUAGUAACCACACAUACCUUGUAAGCCAUCGCAGAAUCCAUACAGGAGAGAAGCCAUAUAAGUGUUUUGAGUGUGGGAAGAGCUUCAACCAGGAUACAGCCCUUCAUAUACAUCAAAAAAUUCACAGAGGUGAAAAACCGUAUGCAUGUUUGGAGUGUGGAAAGAGCUUCACCCAAAGCUCAACCUUUGCAUGUCAUCAAAGAAUUCACACAGGGAUGAAACCAUAUACCUGUUUGGAGUGUGGAAAGAGCUUCACCCAAAGCUCAAGCCUUACAGUACAUAAAAAAAUUCACACAGGGGAGAAACCAUAUAAAUGUUUGGAGUGUGGAAAGAGAUUUGCACAUGGGUCUAGCUUUAGUUAUCAUAAAAGAACUCACAUGGGAUAAACCAUAUAUAUGCUUGGAAUGUGGGGAAAGAUUUGGUCAGAUUUCACAACUCAUUUUGCCUAAGUGAAUCAAGAGGAAAGAAAUAUUUAGAUGCUUGUAAUGUGAAAAGCAUUUCAAUUAGACCACCGCUGUUGCUAAACUUCAUGGAAUUCGUAGAAGAAUUCUCAUGGGAGAAAUCAUAUACACCUGCUGUCAUGAGGGUGCUGUCAAGUGCUCACAGGGCUAGCUGCCUGGUGAAAUCAGUGGUGUGGAGAACUUUUGCUUAUUUCAUUUAAAUCAACAACAAAAAUCAAAUAUAGUUUUCCAUUUAUAAAUGUCUCCUUUAUAUUCAUGAACACUUUUUUACAUUUCAGUUAUUGCCAAGUCCAUAUAGUUAGAUUAUUUCUGUGCUUUUAUCAUUUUCUGUAAGUUUUAUUAAGGUUUAUAAGAGAAAAUACAAAACCUGAUAUAUUUUCACAUUUCUUAACCAAACCAAGACUUUUAUAUAAAUACGAUAAGGACACAGAAAGGGGGAGGAAUAAAGAAGGGAAAAGAAAGAAAUGUUUUAAAGAAUAGAAAAGAAGUUAAAAAACAAAGUUCGAUGAAUAAGAUUCAGAAAGAAAACUUCUGAUUCUUCAUCUCUUCGUCAUACAAAACAAUAUUUACUUCGUCCAAUAGACUAUAAACCCCACAAAGCCAUUUUUUAUAAACAAACAUUAUCUUCAAUCCUCAAAUCCAGAUGUCUUUUUUUAUACAAAAAGUCU